Molecule: messenger RNA, 1405 nt
Organism: Thamnophis sirtalis
Lineage: Eukaryota; Metazoa; Chordata; Lepidosauria; Squamata; Natricidae
Source: RefSeq, a predicted model, not a curated record
UGUGCAGUCUAAAAUGGUCCAGACCAGAAAAAAGGCAAGAAAAAGCCACAUCCUUCCUCGCAGUCUCGGCUGCGCUUCGUAGCCCUGAAAGGAAAGACGCCGCUGAAGGUCUUCUCCUCUUCCUUUUGCAUCUACAUGAUGCGCAACUUCGUACUGCAUUGCGGCUUCUCGGCGCUGCAGGUUUCUGCGCGGUUUCCCCGUUUGGUCUUGCAUCAAACGCUUUUGGGCCGAGCCGGCCCGGGGUCAUUCCUGCUACCUAGAUUCGUUCGCGCCCGGGAUGCUGUCAGGAACCUCCCGGUGCUGUGCUUAGAGCCCUUGGAUGGAGCGCCCAGAUUCAAGUGAUCCCGAGCGAGGGCGCGGUUCCCAAAAGUUGCUCGGCCGGCAUCUUUAGGGGCGAGGCAGGAGCUCCGCUUGUAGGAGGGAUAACCAUGAGAUGAAGAGUCGAAACGCUGCCGUCAGAAUCAGUGGAAAAUGACGCCUCGUUCUCAGAAUGGAGAAGAAGCGCUUGAUAGGUGCAAAGGCCCAGGGAACCCUCCCCACGCUGGCCCUUGGCAUCUUUGAGUGGCUUCCUUGACUAAUUCGUGGAAUGUGGACAAUCUUUAGGAUAUGGAAAUAGAUUGAUGCCUAUUGCAACAAUAACAGCUAUUUAACAAUUGUCUGCAUCCAGGGCCAAUAUUAAGAAGCUGUUUUUCUAUCACAUUGCUUUUUUAGUUUUAAACAGGAAAGAACUAAUAUGAAUUCAUUUUCUGAUGGGAAAGACAAUAUGACCUGGGUCAUGGAAUUACUGAACAAUAUCAAUAUGUCUCCAUAUAAUAUCAUAAACAGUUUCACGGAUUACUCAGCAUACUUUUUCUGGGUUUCAGUACUGUUCCUACUUCUCUUUUCUCCUGUUUUAAUAAUUCUUGGUUUUAUUUAUCUUUCUAAUUUUCUCUUGCAUAUUUACAAGAGAAAAGUUAACUUAAAGGAAGAUUAUCUCAGUCAAUCAUGGGACAAUGGACGGAGGACUGUGGCUCACCUUUGGGACAUGUAUGGUACACUGUGGCAUGGUUAUGAGAUACAUGGGAUGGAUAAAAUACCAGAAGGACCAGGGCUUAUCGUAUUUUACCAUGGAGCCUUUCCUCUAGACUAUUUCUACUUUGUAUCUAGGUUAUAUUUAAGAACAGGCAGAUUUUGCUGCACAGUGGUUGAUUACAAUUUUUCCAAAAUACCAGGUAUAAAACUGUUUUAUAAUGUGGAAGGCCUUACACAUAAUGGAAGGUCAGAAUGUACUAACAUUCUGAAAAUGGGAUACUUAUUGGGAGUUUUACCAGGUGGAACCCGAGAAGCACUGUUUAGUGAUGAGAACUAUGGCUUACUAUGGGGUAGCCGGAGAGGCUUUGCUCAUGUGGCUAGAGAUGCAAAAGUG